Messenger RNA from Sturnus vulgaris (Common starling), 1401 nucleotides. RefSeq names its product O-sialoglycoprotein endopeptidase like 1 (gene OSGEPL1). Gene Ontology annotation, biological process: tRNA threonylcarbamoyladenosine modification. Lineage: Eukaryota; Metazoa; Chordata; Aves; Passeriformes; Sturnidae. The record is from RefSeq and is a predicted model, not a curated record. Gene Ontology annotation, cellular component: mitochondrion.
AGCGGCGGAGCGGCCGGACUUGCCUUGCCCUGCCCGCACAGCAGCGCUCGCCCGCGGCUGUGACCUCCCGUAGGGCUGCGAGCGUGGUGAGGAACUCUCUUCACACGUAAUUCAGUUCUCUUCUAGACAUAACCACCAGGUAGAUUAUGAACAAUGAAGAGCAUUGCCAGAAGCGUUUUGCAGUCAGUUAAGCACGGCCGAGCUGCGUGGCUGAGGAACAGCUCUGCUUACUCUGGAAAGCAGCAUUUUCGCAGGCUGGUUUUGGGAAUAGAGACGAGCUGUGACGACACCGGCGCUGCUGUGGUGGAUGAAGCUGGCUGUGUUCUGGGAGAAGCACUGCACUGUCAGAAGGAAGUUCAUUUACAAACAGGAGGAAUAAUUCCCGUGGUGGCACAGCAGCUUCACAGAGAAAACAUCGACCAAGUGGUUCAAGAGGCCCUUCGUGCCAGCGGCGUUUCUGUGGCUGAGCUUGCGGCUGUGGCAACCACAGUGAAGCCCGGGCUCGCUCUGAGCCUGGGCGUGGGGCUGCAGUACAGCCUGAGCUUGGUCAGCAGGCACCAGAAGCCCUUCAUCCCCAUCCAUCACAUGGAGGCUCACGCACUGACCAUCAGGCUCACACAUCACCUGGAAUUUCCCUUCUUAGUUCUCCUGAUCUCUGGAGGCCACUGUCUCUUGGCAGUAGCACAAGGAGUUUCAGAUUUCCUCCUGCUUGGACAGUCCAUGGAUAUCGCACCGGGUGACAUGCUGGAUAAGGUGGCACGAAGACUGUCUCUCAGAAAGCACCCAGAGUGCCACAGCAUGGCUGGGGGGAAGGCCAUAGAGCACCUGGCUCAGACUGGGAACCAGGAACUGCUCACCUUCCCACUGCCCAUGCAGCAGUAUCGCAACUGCAACUUCUCUUUCUCCGGACUUCAAAACCUUGUCAAUAAUGCCAUUGCACAGAAAGAAAAAGAAGAAGGUAUUCAGGAAGGUGAGAUCCUGUCCUGUGUUAACGAUGUUGCUGCUGCUGUACAGCAUGCAGUGACUGUUCAUAUUAUCCAGAAGACGUACCGAGCCAUGCUCUUCUGCAUCAAAAACAGCAUAUUACCAUCAAAAAAUGCCACUUUGGUUGUAUCAGGAGGAGUUGCAAGUAAUCAGUAUAUCCGAAAAGGUCUACAGAAUCUGGCACAUGCAAAUGAUUUUGCUUUACUGUGUCCUCCUCCAAGACUCUGCACUGAUAAUGGUGUUAUGAUUGCAUGGAAUGGCAUUGAAAGGUUACGUGCAGGACUGGGGGUGCUACACAGUGCUGCUGGCAUCCGCUACGAGCCAAGAGCUCCCCUGGGAAUUGAUAUUUCAAAAAGAGUUGAAGCAGAGUCCAUCAAGGUGCCAAAAUUAAAAAAGAUACGAUGGUUGGCAUCUUAA